CCGCCAUGGUGGUGAUAUUUGUUCCUUCUGUGUCAUUCCUUUGACAACUCGCUGCGCUAAAUCAACGACGUGAUAAAAAAAAAAAAUGAGAUCCUGCAGCAGGAGCAACAGCAGCGAAUUUCGAGAUUUGGAGAUGAGUAGUUACUCAUCGCCACCAUCGCCCUCGAAUCAGCCCGCAUCGAGGAAGGAAACCAGUCACGAUAUAACAACGGCGAACAAUGGAGCGCCUGUGGUGAGCCAGAAAAUCGAUAACAGCAGUCAGUCAGCAAAACACACAACAAAUAGGGCACAACUAGCGAAUGAAACUGCAUUGAAGAUUAGUUCUGACAAUAGUGUUUGUGGUGGGAGCAGCAGCAGCAGUGGUAGCAGUAUUGGGAUCGGUGUUGGUGAACCCCACAGGAUGAAUAUCAACGAGUCGGACGAAGGGAUCGUCGAGUCUGCAGUGUUGGGGAACUCCCAGGCGGCUCUCAACGAGGAGCGGCUGCGGCGGAAGCUGCAGUUUUUCUUCAUGAACCCAAUUGAGAAGUGGCAAGCGAAGCGACGAUUUCCGUAUAAAUUCGUCGUUCAAGUCAUCAAAAUAGUGCUGGUCACUUUGCAGCUGUGUUUAUUUGCACAUUCCAGAUAUAUGCACGUAAAUUACACCUGGGACAACACAAUCACGUUCUCCCAUCUGUUCCUGCGGGGGUGGGAUAUUUCGAUGGAAGUGAGCAACUAUCCGCCCGAUACGGGUCCCCUUUCGGUGUACGUGAUUGAUGAUUUUUUCGAAACCAUCGAUUAUGCCAUCGAUGGAUAUGCUAACCUUUCGGAGGCGAUAGGACCGUAUUCCUACCCGAACGAGGACAACACAAUGCCUCCGAUGCAGUUUUGCUUGUAUCGAUACAAGGAUGGCACCAUUUUCGGGUUCAACGAAAGCUACGUGUUUAAUCCGGAGAUCGAUUCGUUGUGUCUGGACUUGGAUGGCAACGUGACGGCCGUUGGCAGUCGAGACUUUCUGCAUCAGAAAGAUAUCCACAUCAAUUUCUCGGCGCUGGUCAAAGCCGAGCUAAAGUUUUCAAUAAAAACGGUCAACUUCAAAGCGGCCGGUCCGAUCACAGCUCCCGACUGCUAUCGGUUUGAUAUCCUCAUACUGUUUAACAACCAGGAUCACGAUGGCCAGAUGACGCUACGACUGGAAGCGGAACCAACCCGGCUUGUGUGCCACGGCGAUGUGGAGUUCAUCAAAAAUUCGCGAAUCGAAGACGCACUUCGAAGUGUGCUCAACAUUCUGGUGAUUCUGAUUUGCAUCAUUUCCUUUGUCCUGUGCGCUCGAGCCAUCUUCCGGGCGCAGAUACUGCGCGUUAUCACCUGUGAUUAUUUCAUCCGAACAUACGGCCGAGAUCUCACCACCGAAGGAAAAUUCGAGUUCAUCAACAUGUGGUACAUUAUGAUCGUGCUGAACGAUGUGCUCCUCAUCAUUGGCUCGGCCCUGAAGGAGGAAAUCGAACAGAAACACUUCAUCGCAGACGAUUGGAACGUUUGCUCGCUGCUGCUGGGAAUCGGAAACCUGCUGGUUUGGUUUGGAGUUCUGCGCUAUCUCGGGUUCUUCAAAACGUACAACGUUGUGAUAUUGACGCUGAAGAAAGCGGCACCGAAAAUAAUGCGUUUCCUGCUCUGUGCCCUCCUGAUCUAUGCUGGCUUCACCUUCUGCGGCUGGCUCGUGCUCGGUCCCUAUCACAUCAAGUUCCGAUCGCUGUCCACUACCUCGGAGUGCCUGUUCUCGCUGAUUAACGGCGACGAUAUGUUCGCUACGUUCAGCAUUAUGUCGGAGAAAUCGCUGAUGCUGUGGUGGUUCUGUCGGAUCUAUCUGUAUUCGUUCACCAGCCUGUACAUCUACGUGGUCCUCUCGUUGUUCAUCUCGGUCAUCAUGGAUGCAUACGACACGAUAAAAAAAUACUACAAGGAUGGAUUCCCCCAGUCUGAUCUGCGAAUGUUUGUGGGUCCGUACGAUCCGAACGAUUUCUCGGCCGGAGUGUUCCGAGAUGAUGAAGGCGAAAUCGAGAGUAUGACCUUCGGCGAAUCGCUGAAGCGGAUAGUUUUCUGCUGCUGGCGUGAACCGAACCGUGGUCCCACUGGUUACACGUCUCUGCUGGAAAAGUCUAUCUCCUCGUCCGGAGGUUAUAUGCCCUAGACCUAGUUGUAAGCUUGUUUUAUGCGUUAUUGUAACAUAUCACACACUGGUUAACCGAAUAAAUACGUAGGCAUAAUUGGAACCAAAAAUAGUGAUAAACGAUAUUGUUGUUAUGUUAUGCCGCUCAAAUUUCUCGAAGAAGGAAUUGAAUAAAGUUUUAGAAAAUGAAUUAUCACAAAUUGUAUAUAAAAUUUUGCUCUGUUGCUCUGUAUCAUUUACGAUUGUGGAUCGAAACGCGUAUGAAUAAAUUUUAAGUUCGA
This is a messenger RNA of Toxorhynchites rutilus septentrionalis, 2427 nucleotides long. Its product is annotated as mucolipin-3-like. The coding region runs from base 86 to 2167 and encodes 693 amino acids. Lineage: Eukaryota; Metazoa; Arthropoda; Insecta; Diptera; Culicidae. The transcript is spliced from 2 exons. Gene Ontology annotation, molecular function: NAADP-sensitive calcium-release channel activity. Gene Ontology annotation, cellular component: lysosomal membrane; plasma membrane. The record is from RefSeq and is a predicted model, not a curated record.